GCGAAGGGUUCCGUGUGGAAAGUUUGCCGGCUCGGGUGCAAAGUUUCAGCCGUCUGCAAAGUGGAGCUGGGCGGGCGACGUGCGGUCAUUUUCCCGAGCGCCGCCAGCUUUUGUCUCGACGCUUUUGUCGUCUUUUUCCCCGCCAGCGCAGUCCGUCUUUUUUCUCUGCCGACUUCCGUUCUCGUUUAACCGUAGCGAGCAAAAAAAAAGGCGCGAGUUGUCUCCGGUUAGCUCGGCGCUAGUCGGUUGAAGCUAGCCGGCUAAGUGCGAGCUGGUCUCCCGCCUCCACAACUUCCACAAAAUGGCCUGCGAGCCCAACCGCGCGCGGCUGCUGUGCAUGUUGUCGCUGACCUUCGCCUUCUUCAUCGUGGAGGUGGUGGUCAGCCGCCUGACCUCCUCCCUCUCCAUGCUCUCCGACUCCUUCCAUAUGCUGUCCGACGUCAUCGCGCUGGUGGUGGCCCUGGUGGCGGUGCGGUUCGCCGAGAAGACGCAAGCCACCGACAAGAACACCUUCGGCUGGAUCCGGGCGGAGGUCAUGGGGGCGCUGGUCAACGCCGUCUUCCUCACGGCUCUCUGCUUCACCAUCGUCCUGGAGGCCGUCGAGCGCUUCACCACGGCCCACGAGAUCGAGAGACCGCAGGUGCUGGCCGGCGUGGGAUUUGUCGGGCUGCUGGUCAACCUGCUCGGGCUCUGCCUCUUCCACGGACACGCCGGCGGGGGACACGGACACUCGCACGGGGGUAAGAAGGCGAAGGCUGGGAAGUCUCACCGCGCUGACAAUGGAACUUCUGGGGAGACCAACAACCUUGUGGGCAACCACAACAGCUCCGGGGAUGCAUCUCAAGCAACCGACACGGGCUGCAAAGACAACACGGAGGUCCGGCUGAACGGCGACACGGCGUACGAGGAGUUGGACAAGGACUUCUCCUCGCAGCUCAACAUGCGCGGAGUCUUCCUCCACGUCCUGGGCGACGCGCUGGGCUCCGUCAUCGUGGUGGUCAACGCCCUGAUCUUCAUCUUCGUGUGGCAGCCGUGCGAGAAAGACCAGGUCUGCGUCAACAAGUGCGUGCCGAGCCACGCCGCCGAGCACCACGUCAACCACACGCUGCUGGACCUGCCGGAGGGCCCCCUGCCGCCCGGCACCAAGAUGGCGGGCCCCUGCUGGGUGCUGUACCUGGACCCCACGCUGUGCCUGAUCAUGGUGUGCAUCCUCCUCUACACCACCUACCCGCUGCUGAAGGAGUCGGCGCUCAUCCUGCUGCAGACGGUGCCCAAGCAGAUCAACAUCCACCGCCUCAACGAGCGCCUGCUGGGCCUGGACGGCGUGCUGGCCAUCCACGAGCUGCACGUCUGGCAGCUGGCGGGCAGCCGCAUCAUCGCCACGGCGCACAUCAAGUGCCACGACCCCACCUCCUACAUGGAGGUGGCCAAGCGCAUCAAGGACUUCUUCCACAACGAGGGCAUCCACGCCACCACCAUCCAGCCCGAGUUCGUCACCUUCACCUCCGAGUCCCAGGACUCUCUGUGCGAGCUCUCCUGCAGGACUCAGUGCGCCCCCAAGCAGUGCUGCGGCGCCGCCGACAAGCAGAACCCGCCGUCCGACAGGAAGGCCGGCGGCGACAUCCGCCUGACCUUCUCCUCGGAGGCCGGGGACGCCCAGGAGCAGGCCGCCGAUCCCCUCAUGCAGCCGGCGCUGGGCGUGGCCAGGGAGGUGGAGUCGUCCCUGUGAAGGCGCGCCGGGGCUCCGCCUCCUCAUCCCGUCGUCAAGUCACUUCAUGCAUUCUGCUCUCUUUUAGGUGGCAUGUUGUCAUGGUGAUGCUGUGCCAAAGCUUCUCGCAUCAGGACCGCCCAUCACACAUGCAAGUUA
Messenger RNA from Nerophis ophidion (straightnose pipefish), 1867 nucleotides. It is a transcript of the gene slc30a1a, whose product is annotated as solute carrier family 30 member 1a. Bases 302 to 1729 code for a protein of 475 amino acids. Gene Ontology annotation, molecular function: zinc ion transmembrane transporter activity; calcium channel inhibitor activity. Gene Ontology annotation, cellular component: endoplasmic reticulum; Golgi apparatus; membrane. Gene Ontology annotation, biological process: detoxification of zinc ion; intracellular zinc ion homeostasis; zinc ion transmembrane transport. The record is from RefSeq and is a predicted model, not a curated record. NCBI's taxonomy places the organism in Eukaryota, Metazoa, Chordata, Actinopteri, Syngnathiformes, Syngnathidae. The transcript has 2 exons.